This is a messenger RNA of Daucus carota subsp. sativus, 1292 nucleotides long. RefSeq lists its product as uncharacterized. The coding region runs from base 65 to 907 and encodes 280 amino acids. The transcript is spliced from 6 exons. The record is from RefSeq and is a predicted model, not a curated record. Lineage: Eukaryota; Viridiplantae; Streptophyta; Magnoliopsida; Apiales; Apiaceae.
CUCUGCAAUUCUGGACUUCAGAAAACAUCAUUACACUGAGAAAAAAAGACAUUACUUUUAAGCAAUGGCAGUUUCGAUGGUGUUCCCAGGCCAAGUAUUCAGGACUAAUGCAUGCUCGAAUUCACUGAAGAUGCUUCCUCUUCCGGUUUACAAAGGAACAACACAGCAAAUGCAUGCACUUACAAAAACCAAAGGGAUGCUCAAGUACAGCAACAAGAGGAACACCAUCGGAAUCAGACCAGGUGGUAAUCAUAGAUUACAGGCAAUCCUGUCAUCGACAAACAAAUCAGAUUUUACACCGUCAGACACAGUAGAGCAGUUCUACGAAUGCAUCAACUACAAGAAUGUAACGAAACUGGGCCAAUUUUUAGCGAAUGAUUGUGUAUACGAGGACUUCUCCUUCCCUAAGCCUUUUCAGGGGAAAAAGGAGGUUCUGAAUUAUUUUCAGCAACUUACUAAAAGCAUGGGGGAUAAUAUUGAGUUCAACGCGGAAAUUAUCUCUAAAGGAGAGGAAGACGAUCACUUCACCAUUGCAGUAUACUGGUACUUAGAUUGGAACAAGAUUCAGAUUCCGUUCACCAAAGGUUUCAGCAUCUUCAUAUUAUCAAAGAGAGAAGCAAGACCACUUAUCAAGAAAGCUCAAGUUGUGAUUGAGCCGCCAUUGAAACCAGGAUCACUAGCACUGAAUUUGCUAAAGAUCGUUGCAUCAGUAUUCGAUGCAUUCCCAGAGGCUACCAAGUGGUUCUUACGGAGUCCUCAUGUGAUACUAAACAGAAUCUUUAGUCUGUUCUUGGCACCAUUCAUAAAACCGUUACUGGCUUGCUACAUCAGUCUGUGGAAGUUCAUAGUCGUCACACUCAGCUUCGCGUUCAACAUAUACCUCCAAAUUUCGAAAUUUUUUAAAUAGAGAAAAGUCGAAAAAUCAAAAAUUUCCCUGCUGACAAUUUAAAAAAUAUCGAUGUCAUAGUUGCGUUUAAGAAGAGCAAUAUGUCUGCAAUUGGCCUGCUUAUCUCUCUGGUUAGCAGUGCCGUAUUUCUGCCAUGCCGAUGACGUCCUAGUCUAAUGCCGAAAGCUGAACCGGACUCAUUCGGAUAAAAAUUAUGAAAAAUACUAGUUAUCAAGAAUUGUUCUCGAAAAUUUUUCCUUAAAUUAUAUUAAACUUCAUCAAGGCGGCAUUUGUUGGGACAUAUUUUCUGGCAACGUAAUUGUAAAUUCGUAAUGAACUGCGUGGUUUAUGACUUCAGGCUAACAAUAGACACACAUUUUGCUCGAGAAUAUUCGAAGUAUUUUUA